AUGCCAGCCAUCUUCGAUCAUCAUGUUCUUCCGGUCGGGAAUGAGCAAAAGGUGCAGCUUAAUGCCUUAGCCAAGGACCAAACUGCCGCCUCCCGCGAGCUUCCCAGCACCGCCGAUUGCGCAUCACAUUUAAGGCUCCUUGAGGCCUUCGUUGCCCUGCGAAGAAGCGUGGAGCUGCUCGCCGAAGAGGCAAACUUGACCGCUGAACAAGGCUGGGACCUCUACUGCAAGCGGGCGGUGUCUCGCUUUGAGCGAUGGGUCGCUGAUGUUCAAGGUGGGGAAACGACAGAGGGGGCACCGAUUGACGUGGUGAUGGCAUGGCACGCUCUCAUGCUGCACCCUAAAGCAUAUGCCAGAUUUAUCGAGCUCGGCGGUGGUCUCGGUCUAGAUGGGCUUGACUGGUCUGGAGUCUCGAACACCAUCGGCAUUGACAUCACCUUGGAAAGAUGUCUCGGCUUGAUCGAUGCCAAUGGCACUCUUGGCUCCCUGGUUUGCGAAGCCAAGGAAUCCACUGGUGUCUUCAACCUAAGAUCGGCUGCCGGGUCUACCUUGUUCUCUUAUGACCUUGCCGCUGCAAUCAACCGCCAGUUCGACUUCUCCGUGAAGAUGUCCCGCUACGCCUGGUCGCGCUCUCCCGCUGCAGAAGCCACUCUCGCACAAUCUAUCAAUCGCUACCGCAACUUCUUCCAUCUCAUCGGCGCACACCCUGGUACGGUUAUGGUACCGACGCUCGACAUCGAUCUUGUCUGGCAUACCCACCAGCUCUCGCCUCUCCGCUAUCGUGCAUACUCUAAGAAGAUGGCCGGACGUCUGAUCGAUCACGAUGAUGAGAUCAGCGCGGACCGAUUGCAAGAGCUCUCAACAGACAUGCAGGGUCUUUGGCGACAGGAGUUCGGAACGGAAUACCAUAUUGUGGCAGCCAUGCCACAACAUGCUGUCCUCCAAGUGAAGACGCUGGCGGCUGUGGAAGCGGUUGUGGCGGUGGAUGCGGUGGUGGUGGAGGUGAACCAAUUUUCCUCCAAGUUAAGAAUGCGCGCUUCAGUCAUGGUUGCUGCAGCCUGUGCCGCUUCUUCCAGUGCCUUUGCGGUCCCCCGUGACGAGGAUCCCGCCUUCGCCUGGCAAGCCCCUGACGCCUCUGUCAAGCGCUCUCCUUGCCCCAUGCUUAACUCCCUCGCGAACCACGGCUACCUUCCCCGCGAUGGCAAUGCCAUCACAAUGGACAACCUCAUUUCCGGCCUCGGCAAGGCGCUCAACUUCAACGAGUCUUUGGUUCGCACACUGGGAACCCCGGCCUUUGCUACGUCGACUACCGGCAACCCCAAUACCUUCAACCUCGAUGACAUUGCCAAGCACAACGUCAUUGAGCACGAUGGCAGCUUGUCCCGCGCUGAUUUCGCAGUGACCGGCGAUGCCAAGACUUUCAACGAGACCGUCUGGGCCGAGACUUCGGGGUAUCUCGCGGAGGGUGCCAAGUCGACGGAGAACAAGGUCAACGUCGCGACUAUGGCCACAGCGAGAAGCAAGAGAAUCGCUACGGCCAAGGCUACGAAUCCUUCUUUCAACCUCACAUCCAGCCAGGUCACCGUCUCUCUGGGCGAGUCUGCAGUCAUUCUGGGAACCAUUGGAGGAAGCUUCACGUCGCCUGCUGCGCCGUUGGACUGGCUCAAGAUCGUUUUCGAGCAGGAGCGUCUGCCCUUCAAGGAGGGUUUCAGCACUUCCGCUGAGGUGAUUACCACGGCGCAAGUCCUUGGACUGUCCCAACUCAUUGCUACUAGCAGUACCUAA
This is a messenger RNA of Colletotrichum truncatum, 1785 nucleotides long. The record is from RefSeq and is a predicted model, not a curated record. Lineage: Eukaryota; Fungi; Ascomycota; Sordariomycetes; Glomerellales; Glomerellaceae.